Dibothriocephalus latus is the source of this 345-nucleotide messenger RNA. NCBI's taxonomy places the organism in Eukaryota, Metazoa, Platyhelminthes, Cestoda, Diphyllobothriidea, Diphyllobothriidae. The record is from the annotation of a GenBank genome assembly.
AUGUCAGCUCUCUCCUCGAUAACCCGAAGAGCAACCACCCGGAACGGAGAACAGCGUUUGUCGCCCGGGAACUGGCGCACUUCAAGGUCAACAUCUCCACCCAGUGAAACCCAUUUCUCUGACGAAGGCUCUGUAGAUGAGGUGGGUGCCGGUUACAACUUCUUCUAUCGUGGCCGCCCGAAGGCAGAACGACGCGAGGGCGCCGUCGCCUUUAUCACCCGGACCGACAUCGUGGGACGUCUACCCGGUUUGGCGCAGGACAGUAAUGAUCGCCUGAUGAGACUCCGCCUACCUCUUUGGGGUGGAAAAUUCGCCACAAACUUUAGCGUCUACGCCCUCCAAUGA